Colletotrichum godetiae is the source of this 1594-nucleotide messenger RNA. RefSeq lists its product as uncharacterized. The coding region runs from base 267 to 1517 and encodes 416 amino acids. Gene Ontology annotation, molecular function: hydrolase activity. The record is from RefSeq and is a predicted model, not a curated record. The transcript is spliced from 2 exons. Lineage: Eukaryota; Fungi; Ascomycota; Sordariomycetes; Glomerellales; Glomerellaceae.
AUUCGUAUCACUUUAUCGCACCUCUUCGUGAGGCUUGACUCUUGACCUGAGCUCCCAAGUUGAUCUCCGCCCACUUCGUUCCGACACCGCUCCGGUUGCGGUUGCACCAUAGCCAAGUCUUCGGGAAACUCUCACGCCCGCCGCCGGCCAUUAGUGAUUUGUAGCGGCGCCCCCAUCUCUCCAAUUGAGACUACUAUCCUCUGGUCGAUGCUCUGAGAACCGUCAAAAUAACCAACCCUUUCAUAGGCUUAAGCUCCGCCACCACCAUGCAUGUCUCUCAACUGCUGACCUUGAGCUCUGUGCUCUCAUUUGCCGCUGCUUCGCGCAUUCAGCAGCCCAUCGGCGUUGAAUCUUCCCCGCAGGCUCCAAGCUCAUCGCCCUCAUCCGCUGCUCCAUCUUGGCGCGACGACCUCAUCUCUUUACAUCGAUCUCUCAUUGAGAUCCCCUCCAUCUCAGGCAAUGAGAGCGCCGCUGGAAAGUUCCUGGUCGAUUAUCUGACCGGCCGGGGCUAUGUCUCGUCUCUGCAAUUCCUGCCGCCGCGCAACAACAAGACGGAGGAGACCCCGCGGUUUAAUGUUCUGGCCUGGAAGACGAACCAACGCCAGCCAACCCCUCGCAUUGUGGUCACAUCGCAUUACGAUGUUGUGCCGCCUCAUAUCCCCUACGGCAUAUCCGACGACAAAAUAACCCCCGACACUCGUAUUAGUGGAAGAGGAAGCGUUGAUGCCAAGGCCAGCGUUGCUGCUCAGAUUAUUGCUCUCGAGGAUUUGUUCGAGGCCGGCAAAGUCAAACCCGAAGAUGCUAUGCUCUUGUUCGUUAUCGGCGAGGAGGACACUGGCGAUGGAAUGCGUUUCUUCUCCGAUUCUCUUCAGGAAGCCGACCCGCCGGUGCAAUUUGGCUCCGUCAUUUUCGGGGAGCCUACGGAGAACAAGCUCGCUUGCGGCCACAAGGGCGGCGUCUUUUGCGAUAUCUCGGCCAAGGGUGUUGCUGGACACUCUGGCUACCCAUGGCUCGGCAAGUCGGCCAACGAAAUCAUGAUCAAGGCCCUCGCCAAAAUCAUCACGACAGAUCUCGGAAGCACCGACAAGUGGGGCAACACCACUGUGAAUGUUGGCCAGUUCAACGGUGGCGUUGCUCAGAAUGUUAUUCCUGCUGCUGCCCUGGCAAGGAUAGCUGUUCGGGUCGCCAUUGGCCCCGAAAAGGACGGCGGCAACAUCGUCAAGGAGAGAAUCCAGAAGAUUCUUGACGAUACCGAUGCCGAGUCCCUCGAGCUGACAUGCACUCACGGAUAUGGCGUGGUGGAGGCCAACUGUGACGUUGAUGGAUUUGAUACCCUUGUGGCCAACUAUGGCACUGAUAUCCCGAACCUGAAAGGCUCGCAUACCCGCUAUCUAUAUGGACCAGGCACUAUUUUGGUUGCACAUGGUCGCAACGAGAACAUCACCGUUGCCGAGCUUGAAGAAUCCGUGGGAGGGUACCAAAAGCUGAUCCUGCAUGCGCUUAAGGACUCUGCUUAGUAUCAUGCGACGGUUUCCAGGCUGCACCCUGCUGUUACGCCAUAUCCCUUAUAGACGAAAUCUAAUUUUGUACAUAC